CCCUGCGCAUCCCGCAGCCCCGCCGGGGAUGCCGCCGCCCGCCGGGCCCUGAGCGCCGGGACGCCGGCGGACGCCGGCCUCGCUCCGCCGCCCCCCGCCCUCGCCGGAGCUGUCACCGGGACCAUGGAGGUCGUGGAGGCCAGCACCCUUCAGCAGGAGAGGCUGCAGGCCAUCGCGGAGAAGCGGAAGCGUCAGACGGAGAUCGAGAACAAAAGGCGGCAGCUCGAGGACGACCGGCGGCAGCUGCAGCAUCUCAAGUCCAAGGCUCUGCGGGAGAGAUGGCUCCUGGAGGGGGCCCCAGCCUCUGCCUCCGAGGAGGAAGAGGCCAUGAAGAAGCAGAUGCAGGAGGAUGAGGUGAAGACCAAGGAGCUGGAGGAAACCAUCCAGAGGCUGGAGAAGGAGCUGGAGAUGCUGGAGAACAGCAGCUCAGUGGCUUCUACCAAGGAGAACCUGGCAGAGGCAGCAGCCCCAGCCAAGGAGGAGAAGGCCGAAGCCGUCCCGAACGCACAGAAGAGUCCCCUGGGCACGGUUAAGGGCACUCGUCUCUCCUCUCCAUCUCCAGCCGAGAAGAAGGUCUCCAGCAGCCCCAUGAAGGCGGUGGAAGGCACCGACCUGAUGAAGGCGGCCAUGUACUCGGUGGAGAUCACGGUGGAGAAGGACAGAGUGACUGGGGAGACCAAGGUCCUGUCCAGCACCACCCUGCUCCCCCAGAACCACUGUCUGCAGGGGGUCAAAGUGUACGAGGAUGAGAUGAAAGUGGUGCACGCGGUGAGCGCCGAGGACGGGGCCCUGCAGAACGGGGCCCACCCCCUCAGCUCCUCCGAGGUCGACGAGCUCCUGCACAAAGCGGACGAGGCCACGCUGAGCGAAGCCGCCGGGCGCGAGACCCCGGCCAGGGCGGGCCAGGGGGGCAGCAGCGCCCCGGGCAGCCAGAAGCCGACGCCAAGGAGGGAGAUCACGGGGCUGCAAGCGAAGCCACGGGAGAGCACCGCGGUGCCGCCGGGCGAGGGGACGGAGCCGAGCCGGGAGCAGCCCGUCACCAUGAUCUUCAUGGGCUACCAGAACGUGGAGGAUGAGAACGAGACCAAGAAGGUGCUGGGGCUGGAGGGCACCAUCAAGGCGGAGCUGGUGGUGAUCGAGGACACCGAGAGCAAGCCGGAGCCGGCACACAAGGACCACGCGCCGCCCAACGGCACCGCGCUGGAGCCGGCGGGCGCCCAGCCCCUGGGGGAGGAGGGCGCGGGCGGGCAGAAGCCGGGUGCCAACGCCACAGAUGCCAAGGAGGCCGAGCAGGAGACAGACGUGAAGAAGCAGCGCUGCAAGUGCUGCACGGUGAUGUGAGCCCCGCCGGCCCCCGCCGGGACGGGCUGCCCCCGCCGAGCCCUCUCUGCCCCGGCCCCUGCCAGCCAGGCCCGCCGUCCCGGCACGCCGGGCUUCCCCCACACUGGACACGGACCCUCUUUCUGCAGAACUGGGGAGAUCCAACACGGUGCCCAGGGGGCCGCAGCGGGCAGCAGCAAAUGGGGGCCGUGGCAACGCUCGCCCCGUCUGCCCAACGCCUGCCCCGCGCUGCCCCCACCAGUGCUGCCUGUGGUAUUUAUUAGAGACCCCCUGACCCCACGGUGCACUCACCCCACCACAGCCCGGCCCCGACCCCACCGGAGCCCUCCUGCCGCCCAACACCGGAGCCUUUUCCUCUUUCACCAACACUGUCCCACCCCCGUCGGAGGAUGGAGCCAUCGGGCAGGGGAUCGGAGGACGCCGCUGCAUCCGUAGAUGACUCCCUGGGAGCCGGCACCAGCGGGACCCACACUUGGCCCAGCCUGUGGCGGGCAUUGGACCCAGCCCCAUGCCAGGCCCUCUCUCUGUGCCUCCAUCAUCUGCAUCACCAGUGGGGAAAGGCCUGUGUCUGUUCCCCUCUGGCUGCCCAUGGACAUCUCCGCUCCAUCCCGUGUCCUCAUCCCCAUGGCCCUGGGCUCCCCGAGCCAUGAGCCCCUCAGGGACCGAGCGUGUCCAGGCGAGGGAAGGGCAUUAAGGGCAGUGUCUCCUCCAUGAUGCUCAGCUGUGGUCAUGGGCAGGGCCACGCACAGCUCCUCUAGGAUCACCCCAGCCUGUGCUCAGAGCUGUGGGCAGGAGACCCUGCUCUGCUCGCCCAGGCUCAUCUCACUGUGUGGAAGCCCCUCACCCUGGUGAUGGCAUUGAUGGCCAUUCCUCCAACUUGGCUGCUGGCUGGCACCGCUGGGCUCUGCCAGCCCCCGGGGCUGAGCUGUGCUGUGCCCAGUGCCCGUGUCCCCCUGUGGCAACGGCAGCGAGGGGGGCCCAGCCUUGUGGGGACAGGAAUGGGGUGGGUGUGCCCACCCCACCCACUCCCUCAUAGCAGCAGGAGCGUGGCCCAGCAUCCCGCUCCCUUCCUGCCUCUGCAGCUCAGCCGUGGCAGCUUUGCAGAGCCACCUUCUGGGGGUCCGGGCUGCAGCACCAGGUCCUGCAGGGGAGCAGGGCAGCCCAGUUCACCCCAGCACUGGCAGCCCAGUUCACCCCAGCACCGGCACUGGGAGCUGUCAGGGGUCCGGUGUCCCACGAAGGGCAGCCUCCCUGCUCCCCCACGCCACGCCCCAGCCCUUCAGUGGGGAUUUCACCACCAGCACCAGCGUUUCCUCCCCCCCGAGACCCACUGGGGCAGGCGAGGGAGCGCCCGCCGGGGCAGUGCCCAGGCCCUGUGCCCAGGGGCACUUGCCCAGGAGCUUUGGGCAGGGUGCAGCCACCAGCCAGCACAGGGGUCCUUGUGUGAGCGUGAGAGGGUCCCCGUUGCUGUGAGGCCGGGCAAGUCCCCAGAGAUCCCCCAAAGCACGUGUGGAGCAGCCCCCACACUGCCCAGCCCACUGGGACACCAGUGAUAGAGCAGCCAGGGAUGGGACUCGGCCACCCAAGGCCUUCCUUCCCCCACACUCCCCUUAUGUGAGCAGUGACCCCCCCCAUCACAUCCCAGUUCCCCCCCAGUUACCAUCCAGGCUGCAGUUUUCCCCCAGUGGAGUCACUGCAGGGCUGGGGACUGCGGGGGUCUCGCAGUGCCACCUGAGCCCUGCCUGGGCACCCACAGCCUCUGGGAGAGGCAGAGCUGAGGGAGGGAGGGGUUUCCCCACCAGGGGAAGGGGGGGCCUCUCCUGCCCCUCCCGCUGAGGGCAUCCCUGGAGCCCCGUUGCUGCAGAGCGGGGCGCGGGGCUCAGUGCCACAGGGCAUCUCCCCCACAACCCCGGGGGGAAUGUCAUCUCUCGCCACCCCACACCAGGGGCCAGCACCACUCACCCCAUCCCGCUGUGGGCCCUGCAAUCCUCCCGACCCCAAGCUGGGACUCCCUCCCACUCUCAGCACCCUCCACCUCUCAAUUGGCUUUGACCCCCAGCCCAAUCUGGCAGUGGGGAGUGGGACCAGGCGCCCGGGCCGGGGCUGGGGCACGAGAGGAGCAGGCAGUGGGCCCAACAUCACCCCUGCCCCGUCCCGCAGCCCCCCCGUCCCCCCCACCUCCGCUGAAGUGCACUUCCCGCACCCCGAGCUUUUCACUUGUGCCGAAGCUGUUUGAAUCCCACCCCCACUCCCACCCCCCCGUUGUUUGUAAAACACCCGAACCGAGCAAAUAAACUGUGUGAACAACCA
This is a messenger RNA of Neopelma chrysocephalum (saffron-crested tyrant-manakin), 3651 nucleotides long. It is a transcript of the gene PALM, whose product is annotated as paralemmin. Gene Ontology annotation, biological process: regulation of cell shape. The record is from RefSeq and is a predicted model, not a curated record. The coding region runs from base 124 to 1341 and encodes 405 amino acids. NCBI's taxonomy places the organism in Eukaryota, Metazoa, Chordata, Aves, Passeriformes, Pipridae. The transcript has 9 exons. Gene Ontology annotation, cellular component: membrane.